Molecule: messenger RNA, 4128 nt
Organism: Schistocerca serialis cubense
Lineage: Eukaryota; Metazoa; Arthropoda; Insecta; Orthoptera; Acrididae
Product: trithorax group protein osa-like
Exons: 10
Coding region: 1-4128 (1375 amino acids)
Biological process (GO): chromatin remodeling; regulation of transcription by RNA polymerase II; positive regulation of DNA-templated transcription
Cellular component (GO): nBAF complex; SWI/SNF complex; brahma complex
Molecular function (GO): nucleosome binding; DNA binding
Source: RefSeq, a predicted model, not a curated record
AUGGCGGCUAAAGAUGUCGAGCGUCAAGAUUUCAAACCAGACAGCCUGUGCAAACUGUAUGAGAUGGAUGAGAACCACGAGCGACGCAUGUGGCUUGACAAACUGCUGCAGUUCAUGGAGGAGCGUGGAACACCUAUCUCAGCAUGUCCCACCAUCUCCAAGAAUCCUCUCGAUCUCUAUCGGUUGUAUGCUUACGUCAAGGAAAGAGGGGGCUUCAUGGAGGUCACAAAAAACAAAACCUGGAAAGACAUUGCAGGGCUUUUAGGCAUCGGAGCAUCUUCAAGUGCUGCAUAUACACUUCGGAAGCAUUACACGAAAAACCUUUUGGCCUUCGAAUGUCACUUUGACCGUGGAGGUAUAGACCCACAACCAAUUGUAAAUCAAGUGGAAUCUACUUCGAAGAAGAAGAUGACCAAGACAUCAUCAGUUCCAUCUCCAGGCUCAUCAAAUUCACAGGAUUCAUUUCCAGCAGCUGGUUCAAGUGGAGAAAAUAUUUUGAUAUUACAGUUAAGAGACUAUUUCCCAUAUCUUCUGAGGAGUCCAUAUCAAAAUACUAUGUCACAUGUAGAUAUCUGCUUCAGAUUGCUGGAUAAAUAUUUCUCCCCUGCUGAGGUAGACCAGCAAGUUCUGGCAGGAAUUGUUGCUUUUAUAUUUGUUAUUUUAGGAAUUCAGCAAGGCUAUAAAGGCCAGUCCGGGUACUCUCAGUAUCCGGAUCAGUAUCCCCAUAGUCGUGGACAACCAACGAAUAUGGGGCAGGAAUUCAAUCAGCAGUACUCUUCCAGCAGCUCAUAUCCACCUGCUCGGCCUAUGUAUCCUCCCUACGCUUCUGAGACUGAAAGGAGUUAUGGACAAGGUAGAGGGACGCAGCAGUCGGCUGGUGGUCAAGAUCCCUUUGGACACAACCGGUACGGGGGGCCCAGACAGCCACCUGGCUAUCCUUCACGUACUGGCUCUCCUGCUCCACCUAUGGGACCACCAGCACAGCAACCCACAGGGUAUCCACCACAGCAAGACUAUUACCGUCAAGAUCCGGUAUAUUCUGGUCAACAAGCAGCUACUGCAAGUGGCCCAGGUGGUCAGAUGUAUCCUGGAAGCCCUCAUAGUAAAUCAAUGCCACCUCCAGCUCCACAGACCCCUAGAAGGCAGCCAGAUUUUGCAAAAGACCCACAGCAGUCUCCCUAUCCACCAUAUAGUCAACAAAGGCUUUCUAUAUACGGCUGGAGUAGUGGUAACACUCAGUAUCGGGCACAGUACCCUCCACAAGGACCUGUUCCACAAGGGCCUCCACAGUGGAACCAAAAUGCUCAACGAGCUGGUGGUCCUGAGCCUGGUCAGCCAGCUAACAGCCAGUGGGACCAGCACCGCUACCAAGCUAGUGGACAGUCACCGUAUCAGCCUCCACAACAGGCGCAGCCACCUGGGAUGAAUAAUGCGCAGGUCUACCAACAACAGAGUGCCCCAAAGCGAGAGAUCGUUUUCCCUCCAGAAAGUGUGGAAGCAAUAUUGCCUGUUUUGUAUAAACGCAAGCGAAUGACACGAGGGGAUGUAGCACCUGUAGAAGCAUGGAGGCUUAUGAUGAGUCUGCGCUCUGGCCUACUGGCAGAGAGUGCUUGGGCUCUGGAUAUUCUCAACAUCCUUUUGUUUGAUGAUAGCACAGUUGCAUAUUUUGGACUAGCCCACAUGCCAGGACUACUUGAUGUGCUGUUGGAGCAUUUCAGACGCAGUUUAGCUGACAUGUUUGACUCGCCUCUUCCAGAUUCUGGGAAGAAGUGGUUCCAGGCACCAAAGGUGGAAACACCGGAAGUGGACCUAGGGCAAGUUAGAGUGCCAGUUGAUCCUGCAGAUCACAUCACAUUAAUGAAAUCGACACCAAAUUAUACUCUUGUGACUAGAAACGGUGAGGUAGUUCGAAUUGUGAACAGAGAUAAUGAGAUUUUUGUUGUGGAUAAUCGGAAGAGCUGGGACAUUGAAGGUGACUUGGCAGAAAACUAUGAUGUGGUUCAAGACCCGUGGCAGUUGACCUCUUCAGACAUCAGUUCGACGAAGUACAUUGUGUCAUGUUUCCAAGGAGAGUUCGGUAAUGUUCCAUUUGCGAGACUGCUCGAUGACAGUAAAACUGUAGGUGCCGAAGAGGAAGAAGACUGUCGGACAAAAGUAAGUGAAGAAGAAUCGUAUCCCAUUGAAAACUUGAGUGUAACUCCUCCUAUAGUGCUAAAAGUGGAAUGUAGUGAUGACAACGGUGUUAUUGAUAGUUCGAGCAGUGCAUCUAAUGUGAUACUUAAUGAGGAACAUUUGAGUAAAGACAGCUCCUUCGUUGAUGUGCAGGAUAGUGAUGAAGUGAAAUGGACUAAAACUAUUUUGAGUGAUGUGUUUUCGUGGAUAAAAACGGAAAAUACGGAAGAAAAUUCAUUGCUGCCUGAACACUGUGUAGACCCCUUAGAGCCUCCUAAAGAAACUGUAGAAGUGAAAAAGGAAGCAAACUGUGUCGAAAGUGAGAGCAGUAGUAAUUAUGAAAGGGAGUUGCCGCAUUCUCCAAAUGUACCAAAGGAUAUUGAAACAAAGAGUGAUAAUGCUGUAUCAGAAACUAGUGACACAAAUAAUUUUAGCAGCAGUAACAUAAAAACAGAACAUACAAACAAUGACAAUAGUUCUAAUAGCAAUGAGAGUAGUAUAUUCAACAUAAGCAAAGGUGAUAACUGUAACAGCACAACACCGAAUGAAUCCAGUUGCGAUUAUAAGAUCAAAGAAGGUGUUGAAAGUGAAAUUAUUGCCAGUGAAGAAAACAGUGAAGGUAAUGAAAGUGCUGGAAAUGCUGUUGGAGGAACUAGCCUUAACAAUUGCGAAUGUUUAGAAAGCAAUGAAAGUAGUAAUGGCAACAACAGUUGUGACGAAACUGUAAAAGAACACGAAGAAAUGGAAACAGAAAUGGAACAAGAUGUGUUCCUCGAAGGUUCUGAACAUGAAGGAAAAGACAUAAACAUGGAAGAUGACUAUGGUGACGAAGCUGAAGAAAAGUCAAAAGUAACAGAUGUGAGACCAGAGAUAAAGGGAGAAAACAGGGGUGGCAUACAAAUAAGGGAUCCUGCGGGAACAUUGAAAAGAAGACGUAUGUCAGAUUAUGAAGACGAAUGUUACGCGAGAGAUGAAGCGAGCCUUUACCUUGUUACUGAUACACAGGAUGCAAAGGCAAGGCGUUGUGUUUGUAUUUCAACUAUUUUGAGGAAUCUGACAUUUGUCCCGGGCAAUGAAGCAGAGUUUGCCAAAAAUGUUACAUUCCUUGAUUUGUUGGGGAAGCUUUUACUCUUACACCACGAACAUCCUCCUCGUGCACAGAAACAGCGCAAUUAUGACCAUGAAGAAGAUGCUGACUUUGCAGAUUCUUGUAGCAGUUUACAAGGUGAGGCGGAAUGGUGGUGGGACUUCUUGCACCAUGUGCGCGAAAAUGUGUUGGUGACAGCGGCUAAUAUUGCCGGUCAUAUGGACCUCGGUCAACAUCCUGAGGAAGUGUCGCGGCCCGUAAUUGAUGGACUUCUUCACUGGGCAGUUUGUCCAGCUGCUCAUGGUCAGGACCCAUUUCCCGGAUCUUCAGGCUCGUUGUCACCCCAGCGCCUCGCACUGGAAGCUCUGUGCAAAUUGUGCGUAACGGACUCUAAUGUAGAUCUGGUUGUAGCUACGCCACCCUACUCCCGUUUGGAACGUCUGUGUGCUGUGCUGACACGACUUCUGUGCUGGUCAGAAGAGCAAGUGCUACGAGAGUUUGCAGUGAAUAUGCUGCACUACCUGGCCGCUGCGGACAGUGGUGUGGCACGUACUGUUGCACUGCAGAGCCCGUGUGUGUCCUUGCUAGUAGCAUUCAUCGAGCAGGCAGAAGCUACUGCAUUAGGGGUAGCCUAUCAGCACGGUAUCGGUGCACUUAUAGACAAUCCAGAUGCUAUGGGAACCAGUCUGGAUAUGCUGAGGCGUGCGGCUGGUACAUUACUUCAUCUGGCACGACAUCCUGAAAACCGGCCGCUCUUCCUGCAGCAAGAACAGCGUCUGCUAUCCCUCGUCAUGAGCCAGAUCCUCGAUCAGCAAGUGGCAGCUGUAAUCUCCAGUGUUCUUUUCCAGUGCUCAUGGCCCUCUUCGUAG